AUGCUCGACGAGAUGGACACUCAGUUUGGCCCGGUCGACGCCGGUCGCUUCGACUUCACCAUCUUCUUCGAGCAUGCCAUGCUUGGUCUGGUGCCCGCCGGAAUCGUCGUCCUGGCCCUGCCGGUUUUCUUAAAGGCCACUCGUGCUUCCCGCCAGGCUCGGCCAGGUGCUCUACUCUGGCUCAAGCUCAUCCUCAGCGUUUCUCUGGUCGCCAUCCAACUCGCGAGUCUGAUACUAUGGCACAGCGCCACUCGCACACCUGUUUCACUUGCGGCGUCAAUAUUGUCCUUUGUCGCCUCUCUGUGCGUCCUUGCCAUAAUAUACAUCACCCACAUCUAUACAGUGCAGUCUUCAGCACUGCUCAGCGUAUUCUUAUCCAUCACCAUGCUCUUCGAUAUCACCAUGGCUCGGUCUUAUUACAUGAGAGGUGGCAUGGGCACUAUUGCUGCUCUGCAGGUGGCGAUUGCUUCCCUCAAGCUAGCACUGGCUGUGUUGGAAGAGAUACCGAAACGCGACCUCCUUUGCUCGGACCAUAUUCGCGAUGCUGCAGGCCCGGAGCAGAAUAUUGGCUUCUGGAACCGUUCCAUGAUGAUAUGGGUUACUCGUCUGGUGGUCGAGGGCGCCAGGAAAAAUCUCAGAGUAGAAGAUCUUCCGCCCAUCGGCCAUGAAUACAGUUCCGAGCAGCUGUUCGACCGUUUUACCCCGUUCUGGAAGAAAGCUAUAGCCUCCAAGAAGUCAAAAAGACCUCUAGUCAGAGCUGGACUUCGUACACUCUACUGGGAACUCCUCAGCCCAGUAUUCCCGCGACUAUGUCUAGUUGGGUUCUCAUUUGGCCGGCCAUUUUUGAUGCAGCGCGUUAUGGACAUUAUCAGCGAGGGCGUGGUCUCCCGGUCACAAGUCAACGGUCUGAUUGGAGCUACCAUUUUGAUAUUUGGUGGUCUAGCGGCAAAUCUCCAAGGCAAUUUCCGAACGGCUCCAAUACCAAGCAAAGACAUGUGCAUGGAAGAUUUAGCAGCUUCGGCUGCUGUUUCUUUGAUGACAGCCGACAUCGCUGGUCUGGAUCAACUCUUGACCAGACUGCAUUCCACCUGGGCUUCUUGUAUUGAACUUGGCCUCGGAAUAUUUGUUCUUUACCAGUUCGUCGGUGCAGCUUGUUUCUUGAUUUUUAUACCGACAAUCAUUGCCUCGGUAGCCACCUACUAUACGUCAAAGAAGAUGCAAGGAGCCCGGACUAUCUGGAACGAGAAAAUCCAGUCCCGUGUCGCUUCAACGUCCAACAUCUUGGCGCAGCUCAAGAGUAUCAAAGCCAUGGGUCUGACUACCGCCAUAUCCAAUUUUCUGCAAGGAAAGCGCCAGAGCGAAAUCGAUACGUCAAUGAGCGAACGUAAUGCACGUGUUUUCAUCUUUGCCAUCUACGCAUUCGGAAACACAAUGGCUCCCGUCGCGGUCUUCGGCGGGGCUCGAUUCUGGACACGAGCCGCCAACCCCAUGACUGUACCCGAAGUCUUUGCCACAUACGCCAUCAUCUUGAUUGUUUCACUGCCCAUUAGCGAGCUCCUGGGCUAUCUUCCCUACUAUGCCGGCGGGUGGGCGUGUCUUGUGCGCCUCCAAAAAUUCCUUCUGCUCCCCGAAGUAUCCGACAAACGUGACAGUGGCGGUUUGCCGACGCCGCGUAGCGCUGAAUAUGAUGAGAAGAGUUGUUUGUCGGUGCAACCAGGCCCAUAUGCCAUCGAAAUGAACCACGUUUCGUACACUUCUGACCUGACGGGCCCAAUUCUCAGAGACGUGACUCUCCGGAUUCCUACCGGCUGUGUCGUAAUGGUCCAUGGUGGGCUUGGUACGGGUAAAUCAGCUUUUCUCAGUGCAGUUCUUGGAGAACUGCCUAUUGACACUGGCACCAUCGAUAUUGCGACAAGACACGUUGCCUACGCCGCCCAGACGCCGUGGAUUCAAAACCUAACCAUUCAAGACAACAUUAUCGGUGCAUUCCCAUUCAUCGAGUCACUCUAUGACGAUGUGAUAGAGGCAUGUGAUCUUGCCAAGGAUCUGGAUGAUCUUGCCGACGGUGACCAGACCAUGACGGGAAGCAACGGAUGCAAUCUUAGUGGAGGGCAGAAACAGCGCAUAGGACUCGCUCGAGCCCUCUUCUCGCGAUGCUCAAUUAUCAUUCUCGACGACGUGCUCAGCUCCUUGGAUGACAUGACCGCCACAACAAUUACUGAGCGCUUGGUAGGACGCAACGGUCUACUGCGCAGCUGGAACUCGACUGUCAUCAUGACCACCAAGAACCUCAACAUUCUGAGCGCCGCAGAUAUGAUCUUUGAGGUUUCGCAGCAUGGCAAUUUUGUUCAAAUGCCGCUUCCUCGUCCAAACUUCAACCAUGCAACAACACCUUCGCGCUUGCGAGGCCAAACUCCUGAGCCCGCGGACAAAGUAGAGGAGGAUUUGCUUGAUCAAGUCAAGGGGCCACCCGCCGUGGACACAACCAAAACGCCAGAAGUCGGCAACGACAAUAAGAGAAAAGAGAGCGACUAUCACCUCUACCGAUUCUUCUUCAAAUCAACCAGCAUUUUCAUGCUUAUUCUGUGGUUUGUAGGCGUUGCAAUUGCAUCAGCUCUUGAAAGAAUGCCCCAAAUUUUUAUGCGCAUCUGGCUCAGCAUCGAUGCAAAUAAUAACACGUAUUUUGCGGGCUUUGUCGCGCUGAGCGUCUCAGACAUUCUCGCCAUUUCAAUCGUUGGCGUGCAAUUUUUCAAGCAAAUUGUCCCGCAGACGUCGGCAGCGCUCCACUGGGACCUGUUGCAGUCAACUCUGGAGGCCAAACUGUCUUUCCUGAGCCAUACGGAUGCAGGAUCACUGCUCAACCGCUUCAGUCAAGAUGUAGCCUUGAUUUCGCAGACACUUCCGACACUAUUCAUGGCAACUGUCUCCAUGUUUUUCAACGUUCUGGUGGAUAUCGGCGUCAUAUCUUCUGGAGCUAAGUACGCUGCGCCUAUCAUCGUCUUUUUCAUCGUGGCCCUCUAUGCCAUCCAGUACUACUAUCUCAAGACGUCGCGUCAACUGCGUCUACUGGAGCUUGAGACGUCUUCACCACUCAUCACACACGUGACGGAAUCCAGUUCUGGGAUGGCACACAUCCGCAGCUUCGGAUGGCAAUACUACUUCCAGCGCGAAUUUAUACAACGACUUGAUUCCUCGCAAAAGCCAUACUAUUACCUGUUCUGCAUCCAGCAGUGGCUUACCUUUGUGCUUGAUACGAUGACAUUUGUGUCGGCUGUCACGCUCGUCAGCAUAUCCUUGGUGUUCCCGCAAUCCACAUCAGACGGUGCUAUUGGCUUGGCGCUUCUCAAUCUUAUCUCUUUCAGUACCACAGCAUCAUUGUUCCUGUCUGUUUGGGUUCGUGUGGAGACUAGUUUGGGUGGCCUCUCACGCAUCAAAGCGUUUUGCGCGGAAACACCACAGGAGCAGGAUCGUGUUGUCCUUCCGGAAGUUGGGGAAGAUUGGCCCACGACUGGCAAAAUUGAUUUCAAUUGCGUCACGGCGAGCUACAGAGGCCCUGGUGGGGAGGUGCGUCGAGCACUCAACAAUGCAACGGUGAGCAUUGAGCACGGCCAAAAAGUCAGCAUCAUCGGACGCACGGGGAGUGGCAAGUCGUCAAUGAUGCUUGCCCUCCUUCACUUGAUUGAAUUUUCGGGUAGCAUCAGCGUGGAUAACAGGGAGAUCAAGACAGUCCCGCACAACCUACUGCGGUCUCGAAUUACAACAUUGACGCAGGAUGGCGUGGAACUCAAGGGCACAAUCCGCUUUAAUAUGUUUCCUUUUGACGCACCAAUGCCCGCAGAUGACCACAUCAUCGCUGCGCUUGAGGGGGUCGGACUCUGGGCACACAUUGAAAAGCACGGCGGACUAGAUGCGGAUAUUGUGGAUACGCGACUUUCGCAUGGCCACAAGCAGCUUCUUUUCAUUGCUCGUGCCAUUCUGCAUCGGGAAAUCAUGGACACUAAGAUUGUGCUCGUUGAUGAGGCGACGAGCUCGCUGGAUGCGGAGAUGGACCAGCAGAUUCAGGAGUUGAUGGACGAAUCGUUUGCAGACUGCACGGUAGUGCACAUUUCUCAUCGACGCGAGUCCUACGAAACUAUCGACCUCAGCAUCGGGCUCAGCACGGGAGAGGUGGUUGAAGUGCUGCGGCGCAGCUCGAGGUCUGGGCAUUGGAUCCCGGUAUACUAA
Cordyceps fumosorosea ARSEF 2679 is the source of this 4224-nucleotide messenger RNA. RefSeq names its product Vacuolar metal resistance and drug detoxification protein. The transcript is spliced from 5 exons. Bases 1 to 4224 code for a protein of 1407 amino acids. Gene Ontology annotation, biological process: transmembrane transport. Lineage: Eukaryota; Fungi; Ascomycota; Sordariomycetes; Hypocreales; Cordycipitaceae. Gene Ontology annotation, cellular component: membrane. The record is from RefSeq and is a predicted model, not a curated record. Gene Ontology annotation, molecular function: ATP hydrolysis activity; ATP binding; ABC-type transporter activity.